AUUCUGUAAACCCACAACAUUAUGGAGGAGUAAACCACAGUCAAACGCGGGAGAUAAUAUAUUGUUUUCUUCUGUUGCUAUACUUUUAAAUAAGUUAUUUGUUUCUUUAAUAUGUAUUUGUAUGCUUCGGGAACUUGAGAAGCGGUAUUAUUAAGAGGAUUUGAGCCACGCGUGUAAACCGGCGACAAUAACGCGCGCCAUAAGUCUUUACCACGUGGACGUGCCUUUGAGAAUCAAAAGACAGAAAGAGAAAAGAGCAGCGAUGACGUCAGAGAAACCACCGUUGCCUGCAGAUGGAGAGCAGAACGAGGCUGAACUGGGUUUAGGGGUCGAGCAGGAGGUCGUGAUGGAAACGGCACGAGAUGGAUGGGACAGUAAAGUGGAAUAUUUCCUCGCUCAGGUGGGAUUCAGUGUGGGAUUGGGAAACGUUUGGAGAUUCCCGUACCUCUGCCACCAGAAUGGAGGAGGAGCGUUCAUAUUGCUGUAUGUGCUGUUGAUGGGGCUGGUCGGUGUGCCGUUGUUUUUUCUGGAGCUGGCGGCGGGUCAGAGUAUCAGACAGGGCAGCAUCGGCGUCUGGAGACAUAUUUCUCCAAAACUUGUUGGCAUUGGCUACUCCAGCUGUGUGGUGUGUUUCUUUGUAGCUCUGUAUUACAACGUAAUCAUCGGCUGGAGUAUUUUUUACAUGGGAAGUUCUUUCCAGUAUCCUCUACCAUGGGAAAACUGUCCGACAGAAGGCAACGGCACCGUGAAGGAAUGUGCCGCCAGCUCUCCCACGGCGUAUUUCUGGUACCGUAAAGCUCUGGAUAUCACAGAUUCCAUUGAUGAAACAGGAGAGUUUAACUAUAUCAUUACUGGGUGUCUGCUGGCCGCUUGGGUCAUCGUUUGUCUGGGCAUGUACAAGGGCAUCAAAUCGACUGGCAAGGUGAUGUAUUUCUCCUCCGUGUUUCCGUACGUGGUGCUGCUGUGUUUCCUGAUCAGAGGCGUGACGCUAGACGGGGCGUCCGAGGGCAUUAAAUUCAUGUUUUACCCCAGGCUGGAGAUCUGGGGCGAUGUUCAGGUGUGGCGUCAGGCAGCGACUCAGGUUUUCUUCGCUCUGGGUUUGGGUUUCGGUUCUGUGAUCGCGUAUUCUUCCUACAACCCUCGGAACAACAACUGCCAUCGAGACGCGUUCACUGUAUCUGGCGUCAACUUCAUGACGUCUGUUCUGGCCACGCUGGUGGUGUUUGCCGUGCUGGGCUUCAGAGCCAAAACCAUCGCCACCGAGUGUGUUAAACGUAACGUGAAGGACUUGUUUAAAGCGGGGCACAGCACUUCUUUACCUGACCUCUUAAUCAAUGUGUCAGAUGUGGAGAGCAUCACAUUGGACAAGUAUGAGGAGUGGUACAGGAUUCAGGGCCAGCAGCUGAAUAUCCCUGGUUACAACAUCACCGCCUGCAGCCUGGAGGAGGAGCUGAAACAGGGUGUGGAAGGAACCGGUUUAGCGUUCAUAGCAUUCACUGAAGCCAUGACGUUGUUUCCUGGGAGUCCGUUCUGGUCGGUGCUGUUCUUCCUUAUGCUGCUCAAUCUGGGUUUGUCCACCAUGUUCGGCACCAUGGCUGGAAUACUGACUCCGCUGACAGACACCUUUAAGACGCUACGCAAACACAAACUCCUCUUCACAAUGUGCAGCUGUGCAGUGGGCUUUCUGAUCGGUCUCAUGUUCACUCAACGCUGUGGAAACUACUUCGUGACGAUGUUUGAUGACUAUUCCGCCACACUUCCCCUCAUCAUCGUCGUCAUCUUUCAGACCCUCAGCGUGGCCUGGGUUUAUGGAGCCGACAGGUUUUUGGAGGACCUGAAGCGGAUGUUGGGUCGACCGCUUCCUGUAGUGUACAAAUACCUGUGGAAGUAUGUGUGUCCGGUCGCUAUGCUGGGGCUCUUGGGUGCCAGUCUGCUGAAGAUGAUCUUGGAGCAUCCCACAUACACCGCCUGGAACAGAGAAAAGGCGUCUAAGGAAGUGCUGCCUUAUCCAGGCUGGGCUAUUGCUGUCCUGAGCACGCUCAUCUGUGUCGCAUUUCUUCCCGUUCCCAUCGGGUACAUACAUUUCUUCCUCCUCGAACGGCUCGGCCAGUCUCCGCAAGACGCUGAGGCGAGAUACGUGCCGUGUGCCACCACAGACAUGGAUCUGACCCCACUCAGCACGUUACCACCCUCAGGAGAUGGCCCAAAUUCCUUUUCCCCUUUGCUUCAAGAAAACAACGACUAUCACUUGCAAAACGGCCACAUUGAACACUUUGAAUCAAGCGCGUUAUGAGAAGAAACUACAGCACAACCUUCAUUGGAGUUUACAAAUGUCUGAGAAGGACCUAUUUAAAUCAAGACCAUUUUAUUAGCAUACUUUGCUGUUGGGAACAAUCAUUUUAAUCGGUGCAUACGGGCAGAAAAACAACUGUUCGUAAAGGACUAGUUCAUCUCAAAAAGGAAAAUUGUCAUCAGCUUGGCUCACAACAUCUCAGAUGAUCUUCUGGAGCUUUUUAGCCGUUUAUGCCGGCUGCUCUUUUCACAGAAGUUGACAUCUGUUGAGCUGUUACCGUUAUAUUAGUCUUUAUAUGCAGCUUUGAUGGCGGUUUCCUUUUUGGAGUGAACUUUGGUUUUAAGUACAGUAUAGUAAUGGUACCGGCUGAGUUGUACCUGCGUUUGGUGAGUCCAGGUAAACGUUGAACAACAUUGCAACACUAUAGCUACCUGUUACGCUGGUCUAAUCAUUUGGUAACUGACGGUCCUGCUGCUUUAGUGAUCUGACAAGGUUAUUUUAUCAUGUUUUUGCAUAAAGGUGUUGAUGAUGGGUUUGACCCGUCGGUGUUAUUUGAACUGUACGAUACUGAAGAAGCAGCCAGUGCUUCGUCUCCGUUGAUAUCAUUAACACUUCAAUGCGUGAAUCAAGUCACAGCGGUCUAAAAAAAAUCAUUCCAAAUCAUUUUUUUCUUCCAGAAUGAUGAUUUAGUUAAUCAAUACCUUGUUGUCGUGAACAAAAACACACUUGACAUAUCAAGAGGACAGCUGGUUUGACUUGUGUAGGGGUCAAAGGUCAUUAAUAAUGACCAUCAAAGGGUUAAUGUUAGUCCAUUCUGAUGUGUUCUGCGUUUAGUGUCAUUAUUUAAGUGAGUAUUUGAGCUCAUAUCUGUAAAAAGGUACAUUGUGUGUUCAAAAGACUUUUUGAGCCAUGAAAUAUUCACCCAUAACUAAGACCUGGACAAAUACAGAGUUUCAGACCUACAACAUGGGAAAUUUUGUGUGUGUUUUCUGAACAGAAAUGUCUGUCAUAUUUCGUCUUUAUUUUUUUCUGCACAAUAUGACCUGGACGUUUUUUUUUUUUUUUUUUUUUUUUUUUUUUUUGCGAGGAAAAAAUACUAUUGGAUUUUUAAAACAUGUUUAUUUAUUUAUCUUUGUAACAUUUCAGGCUCUUUUUUUGAGCACCAACUA
Molecule: messenger RNA, 3462 nt
Organism: Labeo rohita (rohu)
Lineage: Eukaryota; Metazoa; Chordata; Actinopteri; Cypriniformes; Cyprinidae
Gene: slc6a16b
Product: solute carrier family 6 member 16b
Exons: 12
Coding region: 263-2293 (676 amino acids)
Biological process (GO): sodium ion transmembrane transport
Cellular component (GO): membrane
Source: RefSeq, a predicted model, not a curated record